Molecule: messenger RNA, 1473 nt
Organism: Sipha flava (yellow sugarcane aphid)
Lineage: Eukaryota; Metazoa; Arthropoda; Insecta; Hemiptera; Aphididae
Exons: 4
Source: RefSeq, a predicted model, not a curated record
UGUUAUGUAUGUAAAUUUAAAACUGAUAGUUGGAUAUCGUUAGUGUAUCAUUUUAAAAUUUUCCAUUUGUUAAAAUUUGAUAGCAAUUAUACAUGCUGUGAAGAAACUUGUACACAGUCUUUUCUUAACUUAGCUACUUUUAAAAGACACCUUCAUAGAAAGCAUGUAACACCUCUAUUAGAACUAAAACCAGUACAAUCAUUUUCUAAUGACUCUCCACUAUUACUUCAAAGUACAGAAAGUGUUGAUAGCCAUAACCUUUUAACUGAAACUCCUGUUAAUAAAAUUCCAUUUAAUCUUGAUCUAUUUAGUGAAGCCAUAUAUAAAUCUGCUAUUGAGUUUAUAGUUAGUUUACACAACAGUAACAAUUUUACUAGAGUGGAUAUUAUAUCAAUUCAAACUGGAAUACUAGACUCAAUUAUUGCUCCAGUUGUAUCCAUGUUAAAAGCAGUAAUUGACAACGAAAUUAAAGAACCUAUUACACGUGGUAAAUUCCAUAGAGUAACUUCAGUUAUAGAAAAUAUUUUUCAGCAUUGUAAUUCUGAAUAUUGUUUAAUAAAUUGGCUCAAAAAAAAUGAUUUUUUAAGUAAUAUUUAUCAAUUUAAUAUAAACAAAGAAAUUUGUCCUGUUCAACAUAUUGGUGAAAGUGUAUAUAAUGAAAAAAAUACUACAGGAGCUCUUUUACCUUUAAAGUUUCAAUUUAAAAAAUAUUUUGAACAAGGUUCUUUAAUAUUGGACUAUUAUAGACAGAAUAAUAAGCUAAAUGAUGGUAUUAGAUCAACAUUGGUCGACAUACUUAUUGGGCAUAUACUAUCACAGCGCAUACAAAUGUCUGUAAGCUUGGCUGAAUCUAUAGCAGAUCAAAUAGUGGCAAUGUUUAAUUCUGAAAUUAAGGAUACCUAUUUCAUGAAAAUUGGAUGUAAUAAAAACCCAAAAGGCAAAUUGUAUGCCAAGUAUAAUAACUCAAUGAGAAAUCUAAAAAAUACUGGGUUAAUUCAUACUACAACUAAAUUAGAAAAAAAUAAAACUGGUAGCAGAAAUCAAGAGAAAGAGAGUUGUACUGAGAAGACAUUUGUACCAGAAAAUGAAAUAGAUUAUAUAUUGGAUGAAUUGAAACAUGACAACAGUCCAUUUCCUGAUAUUGAAAAAAACUGGAAAGCUAGUGUAAACUAUCGACUUAAUUACAUUAAAAAUUCAGAGUCAACAGCGAAAAUAUUAAAAAAUUGGAAACAAUAUUCAAUUCCUUAUGGCCAUAAACUAGUAAUAAAUUCUUUAUUAUCUAUGGCACCAGUUGCCAGUACCCGUGUGUUAUCGAUCGUCGCUCUCGGCGUUAUCAGUUUGCGCGUUCUUAUCAAGCGCCUGUUAUCGUGUCGCCGCGUUCGAAGUGUGCCGCACGGUGUUCGCGUCGGUUUGCAUAAUGUCGCAGCGCGAACGACGACCACGGUGUUGUGCAGUGAAACGUGCGUAUCGUAA